GUUCGAAACCCUAGUUUCCAUCUACUCCGUGAAUUCCUGUCCGAAACCCUCGCCGGGUUCCCCUUCACCUUCCCCUUCUGCCCGAAAUCCUUGCGAUAUACGAAGCUCUUUGAGACUUCCGUUUUUCUCCCCCAUCCGCUCAUACUCGAAAGCUGGUUAAAUCCUUCUAUACAAUCAGGCACGCGAGUAAUGGGUGGUGGAAAUGAUGACACUUCUGAGAAGGGUUUUUUCUCAAACCUGUCACAUGCCUUUGGUUCAGGAUAUCCAUAUCCCACACAAAGUCCACAACAAGGAUACCCUUCCGCACCUCCAGCUUAUUCACCUCAAGGGUACCCGGCAGCACCUCCAGCAUAUCCAUCUCAAGGGUACCCUUCAGCACCUGGAGCUUAUUCACCUCAAGUGUACCCUUCAGCACCUGGAGCAUACCCUCCACAUGGUUACCCUUCUCAAGGUUAUCCUCCACAUGGAUACCCACCAUCAUCAGGACAUCAGCCCCAUGGCGUAUACCCUCCGGCUGGUUAUCCUGGUCCUUCUUCUCAUGGCCAUGGGUCUAGCAUGGGAUCGUUAUUAGCAGGUGGCCCGCCACUGCGUAUGGUCUUCAUCAGCUUGCUCAUCAUCAUCAUGGCCACAUGGCCUACCAUGGAUUCGGACACCAUGGUAAGUUCAGGCAUGGAAAGUUUAAGCAUGGAAAAUUUGGCAAGCAUAUGA
Phalaenopsis equestris is the source of this 708-nucleotide messenger RNA. RefSeq names its product protein lifeguard 1-like. NCBI's taxonomy places the organism in Eukaryota, Viridiplantae, Streptophyta, Magnoliopsida, Asparagales, Orchidaceae. The record is from RefSeq and is a predicted model, not a curated record. The transcript has 4 exons. The coding region runs from base 190 to 708 and encodes 172 amino acids.